AAGAAAUGUCCGCAUUGCGACAAAACUGCGGCAAAUCAGAGAUCACUGGCUGUCGCUAUAUCAGUUUGAAUCUUACUUCUGUCAAGUGCUCUCUCUCGGUAGAAAAAGGCGCGCGGACGUAUUUGUGAACACAAAUGGCAGACCAACUAACAGAAGAACAAAUUGCGGAGUUCAAGGAGGCGUUCUCGCUGUUCGACAAGGACGGUGACGGCACAAUCACCACCAAAGAGCUGGGGACCGUGAUGCGGUCACUGGGACAGAACCCUACCGAGGCCGAGUUACAAGACAUGAUCAACGAGGUGGACGCUGACGGCAACGGUACGAUCGACUUCCCCGAGUUCCUGACGAUGAUGGCGCGCAAGAUGAAGGACACGGACUCCGAGGAGGAGAUCAAAGAAGCGUUCCGCGUCUUCGACAAGGACGGCAACGGCUACAUCUCCGCCGCCGAACUACGUCACGUGAUGACAAAUCUCGGUGAGAAACUCACAGACGAGGAGGUGGACGAGAUGAUCCGAGAGGCGGACAUUGACGGAGACGGACAGGUCAAUUACGAAGAAUUCGUGAAAAUGAUGGUCUCAAAGUGAACGCAGCUCAGUAGUGCCCAUUUUCAUUCUAAAUCGUAUCGUCAUGUGUACAGGGCGGACUACCGAGUCCGGGAAACAGGAGUUCCACAGAUCUGCCCUUGGAUAUUACAGUUCACGACAUACAGUCAACGUCAUCAUCCCAGCAAGAGAAUGAUUCACUGCAACCUAAAUCUUAGUUUAAAUUCAUUAACUACACGCAUCUACGUCAUUGUUUUUUUAUUAAUAUUUUUUAAAAUCACCAUGCAUGUGUCUUAAUUUCGAUCGCUGGAAAUUUACAAAAAAGGUGGAAUACAUUUGCUCUUCAUCUACUUGCUUUUGUUAAUAUUUUAGUUAUGUUUUAUAUAUUGAUGCCAAUAAAGUGAUAUUUUAUUUU
Molecule: messenger RNA, 957 nt
Organism: Dreissena polymorpha
Lineage: Eukaryota; Metazoa; Mollusca; Bivalvia; Myida; Dreissenidae
Product: calmodulin-alpha
Exons: 5
Coding region: 135-584 (149 amino acids)
Molecular function (GO): calcium ion binding
Source: RefSeq, a predicted model, not a curated record